This is a messenger RNA of Culicoides brevitarsis, 786 nucleotides long. It is a transcript of the gene san, whose product is annotated as probable N-acetyltransferase san. Gene Ontology annotation, cellular component: NatA complex. The record is from RefSeq and is a predicted model, not a curated record. Gene Ontology annotation, biological process: mitotic sister chromatid cohesion. Gene Ontology annotation, molecular function: N-acetyltransferase activity. Bases 204 to 746 code for a protein of 180 amino acids. NCBI's taxonomy places the organism in Eukaryota, Metazoa, Arthropoda, Insecta, Diptera, Ceratopogonidae. The transcript has 2 exons.
CUGCUCAAAUCACACAAGCACGAAAAACAAAGUGCUGCAAUAAAAUCGCUUUUUUCAUCAAUUAAUCUCACUCAUCGCCCAUAACUAACUCACGUAACCUCUAGCUAAGUAGUUGACGAGCCUAAUUAGGGACCUUCUUUGCCCGCAAACACUCGAUUUUCAUCUCGGAACUCGCAACAACAUUAGAAAUUUUUCCCAAAGUCAUGACACGAGCAAGCAUAGAACUGGGCGACGUAACGCACCACAACCUGAAGCAAUUGAAGAAAAUCAACACAGUCGUGUUUCCCGUGACGUAUAACGACAAAUUUUACUUGGAUAUUUUGGAUUCGGGCGAAUUGGCGAAACUCGCGUACUACAAUGACAUUGUCGUUGGGGCGGUUUGUUGUCGCAUCGACACGUCGGAAAACAUGAAACGUCUGUACAUCAUGACACUGGGCUGCUUGUAUCCGUAUCGCAGAUUGGGCAUCGGCACGAUGAUGGUUGAACACAUUCUGAAGUACGUGCAGUCGGACGGCAGUUUUGACAGUAUUUUCUUGCAUGUGCAGGUGAACAACGAAAGUGCCAUCGAGUUUUACAAGAAAUUUGGCUUUGAGAUUGUCGAGACGAAGCAAAAGUACUACAAACGUAUCGAGCCGGCAGAUGCUCAUGUUUUGCAAAAAACGCUGCAAAAAUGGAAGGGAACGAAUUGCGGCGCAAAUGCGGAUCAAGUGACAGCGACGACACACUGCAACGGCGUGAAAGCCUAAAGGCGGGAUUUUGGAUCAAAAAUAAAAUUACUUCUAUAUU